Molecule: messenger RNA, 885 nt
Organism: Zophobas morio
Lineage: Eukaryota; Metazoa; Arthropoda; Insecta; Coleoptera; Tenebrionidae
Product: leucine-rich repeat protein soc-2 homolog
Exons: 3
Coding region: 1-885 (294 amino acids)
Molecular function (GO): protein binding
Source: RefSeq, a predicted model, not a curated record
AUGACCAAGGACGAAAAGGACCACGAACGAAAGAAACCAAGGACGAAAAGAAGCAAAGAUGAAAAGGACGAAGGACGAAACGAACGAAGGGAGAACGAUGAAGGACGAGAAGACGAGAAGGACGAAGGACGAGAAAAACGAAGGACGAAAACGACGAAGAACGAAAAGGACGAAGGAGGAAAAGGACGGAGGACGAAAAGGUCGAAGGACGAUGGGACGAAGGACGAAAACGACGAAGUACGAAGGACGAGAAGGACGAAUGACGAAGGACGAAGGACGAAAAGGACCAAGGACGAAAAGGACCAAGGACGAAAGAGACCAAGGAUGAAUAGGACCAAGGACGAAAAGGACGAAAAUCUUCCAACAGAAACCCUCGAUUUAAGAGACAAUAAAAUCGACUUCAUUGAAGAAGGUGCGUUUAGAAACAUGUUGAGACUGCGUGAUCUGAUCCUAAGUCGGAAUAAGCUCAUACAAAUUAGUUUUGGUUAUUUUGACAACACUCCCAACAUACUUAUGUUCGACAUCAGUUUUAAUCAAAUAACAAAAAUUGGAGAAGGAUAUUUUAAUUUUCUGACCGAUGAUUAUCUCGUCCUUAAUUUCGAAAACAACGCAGUUGAGGAAAUUCACCCGAGAGCAUUUGAAAACUUCAACAUAACAGAGCUUACUCUCAGCCAUAAUUUAAUUCGGAACGUUCCAGAAGAACUAGUUACCAGAAACAAGAUCACGAUAUUACAACUGGAUUAUAAUCAGAUCCGAGAUUUUCCAGAUACUUUUUAUGCCGAGAUGAAUUCAACUAUAGAAAUAUUAAUAAGUUUUAACCCUCUGAAAUGUGAAGUGGUGGAAAAAAUAAUGCAAAAUCAUCGGGUCCUUUUGUUUUUCAUGUGA